This is a messenger RNA of Chaetomium strumarium, 1606 nucleotides long. RefSeq names its product translation protein. The transcript has a single exon. The record is from RefSeq and is a predicted model, not a curated record. Gene Ontology annotation, molecular function: structural constituent of ribosome. Bases 216 to 1382 code for a protein of 388 amino acids. Lineage: Eukaryota; Fungi; Ascomycota; Sordariomycetes; Sordariales; Chaetomiaceae. Gene Ontology annotation, cellular component: mitochondrial large ribosomal subunit; ribosome. Gene Ontology annotation, biological process: translation.
CCGUUUUUAUCAACUGGAGUUCUCAAAUUUCUGCCGCGUGCCGGCCAACCACAAGUUUCUGAAGCGCGACCUCGCCGUCGUCGAGGCUGUCUCCCCUCGACCACCACAGCCGCCACAACCAACCAAUGUCGUGAAAGUCGAUCCUUCCUCCGGUUUGUAAGGUCGAUUGAGCAGAGAACAGCCACACCUCCGAAUCACACAAAGUCAGUCCAUCAAUGGCGCCCCGGCUGCCGGCCCGCUGCUGGCGGCAGCUGCUCCGGCCAUCCUCCACCAGCCCGACAACGCAUACCCUCCCGCGCGCCGCCUUACCAUCCACCACAACGAACGCCUCCCUCCUCCCCUACACGCAAUCCCGCACCGUCAAGUCAGGCUGGUCGACGCUGCCGACCCGCGGCGCCAAGCCGCACCGCUUCAACCAGGUGACCUCGGGGCUCCCCACGCCGACAACGGGCCCGGCCGCGGCGCUGAAGCGGAAAGAACGCACGACGCCCGUCCGCGCGGGCGUGCUGGCGGUCAAGAAGGGCAUGACCGUCUUCAUGGGCCGCACGGGCGCGCGCAUCCCCUGCACGGUGCUGCAGCUGGACCGGGUGCAGACGGUGCUGAACAAGACCAAGCACAAGCACGGCUACUGGGCCGUGCAGGUCGGCAUGGGCGAGCGCAACCCGGGCAACGUGACGGCGCCUCUGCUGGGGUACUUCGAGGCCAAGGGCAUCGCGCCCAAGGAGGUGCUGGCCGAGUUCCGCGUACGCGACGAGCGCGGGCUGCUGCCGGUGGGUGUGCAGCUCAUGCCCGACUGGUUCCAUGUCGGCCAGCGAGUCGAUGUGCGGAGCAACUCGAGGGGAAUGGGGUUUGCCGGCGGUAUGAAGAGGCACGGCUUCUCGGGCCAGGAGGCGAGUCACGGUAAUUCGUUGAACCACCGCACGAUUGGGUCGGCGGGCCCCUCGCAGGGCAGUGGGUCGAGAGUGCUGCCCGGGAAGAAGAUGCCUGGUCGAAUGGGCAACCAGCGGGUGACGAUUCAGAACUUGCCGGUGCUGAUGGUGGAUAAUGAGCUGGGAAUCGUGGUGGUGAAGGGGUGCGUGGCGGGGCCGAAGGGGGCGGUGGUCAAGAUCCAGGAUGCGUGCAAGAAGCCGCCGCCGAGCGACGAUUUCAUCGAGAAGACGAAGAAGUUGCUGGAGGAGCGGUUCCCGGAGGCCGAGGCGCAUCUGCAGGCGGCGCGGGAGCGGCAUUUGGAGCUGAAGCAGGCGAGACGGGAGAAGAGGAUAGAGGAGCUCAUGGUCGGGGGCAUGAAGCCGGGCUCCGAAGAUGAGAUGGAUGCUAUUGAGCAAAUCAUUGCGGCCGAUGCGAUGAAUGAGGCCACAGAGCAUGCGCCGGCCCAGUUCUGAUUACAAAGUCGUUGCGUGGGCGUUCUAUUUUGGGUCAUGGCUUGUAUCAUACAACAUACAGUAAAUGUACAGUACCUAACGGAUAGGAGUCCCGGGCUGAUCUGGACCCCCGCACCGCUUUACUUUUCAUCAUCCGGCCCAUCCAUCCAACCUCGGGAAAACAGCGCACAUUACAGCACCUACUUCUUCAUCUGCUGCCUGAACCCCCUCGUCGCUGCCGCCCC